ACGUCUCAGUCUUCGUCGCGACUUCGCUUAGUUUGGACCUAGCCUCGAAGAACUCCGUGAAUAUUUUGAUAUAUAUAUAUAUAUAUAUACGUACAUACAUAUAUACAUAUAAUAAUAAUAUUGUGUUUUCUCCUUGAAUGUCCGUUAGUUAGAUCUCGUCAUAGAAAUAUAAUCGUAUCGUAGAAUUUCGUCGUGCCAUUGUUAAAUAUCACAGGCACGACGAAUAGAAGAUAUAAAAAAAAUAGGAAAAAGGGAAGAGAAGGUGAGAGAGUGAGCACAUAUCGAGCUAAUAGAGAGAAGAGAAAGGAAGGCGGAAGGAUUAUAUAUAUAUACACGUAUAUAUAUAUUCGGACAACAUGGCCACCGCAAUCGACGACCGACAGGAACUCCUUGAACAAUUUCAAGCUAUCGAUGCAAAUGGCGAUGGAUUUAUCGAUCUGGCUGAACUGCGGAACGCUUUGGACGUUUGCGGAUUUAAAAUGCCCGGCUAUAAAGUGCGGCAAAUGAUCGAGGAGUAUGACGACAAACAGAGACUACAACACAAGGGCCGGCUGUCCUUCGACGAGUUCGAGAAACUCUGUAAGGAACUUAAGGCCAACGAACUUGGGUCCACUUUCAAGCACGUCGUCUCGAAAAAGGAGAAUCUUGAAACGUUGGGAGGAAUUUCGGAAGCAUCGAGCGUUGGUACGACUCAUUCCGUUAGACUUGAAGAACAACUUGCUUUCAGUGAUUGGAUCAAUACUAAUCUUGCUCACGAUCCUGAUUUAAAACAUUUGUUACCUAUCGACUCUGAAGGUAAAGCUCUUUAUGACAAAGUCAAAGAUGGCAUCCUUCUUUGUAAAAUCAUCAAUCAUUCUUGUCCCGAUACUAUAGAUGAAAGAACUAUCAACAAGAAGAGUUUGACUUUGUAUAAGAAACAUGAAAACUUGACUCUUGCUUUAUCAUCGGCACAGUCUAUCGGUUGCAAUAUCAUCAAUAUCGAUGCCCAUGAUCUUACCAAAGGAUCACCACACUUGGUCUUAGGUCUCUUAUGGCAAAUUAUUAGAAUUGGUUUAUUUAAUCAAAUUACUUUAGAGAAUUGUCCUGGUUUGGCAACACUUUUACAAGAUGGCGAACGUAUUGAAGAUCUUCUGAAACUUUCUCCGGAGUCCAUACUCUUAAGAUGGGUCAAUCAUCAUUUAGAAAAUGCUGGUAUCGCUAGAAGAUGCAACAAUUUCCAAUCAGACAUCACGGAUUCUGAAAUUUAUACUUACUUGAUCAAACAAAUUGCACCUAAUACCGCUGGCGUCACAGUGGAAGCUUUAAUGGAACCAAAUCAUUUGUCACGAGCUGAAAUCAUGCUCCAACAGGCUGCAAAGUUAGGUUGUCGUAGCUUCGUUACGCCUAGUGACGUUGUCAAUGGCAUUUAUAAACUCAAUCUGGCAUUCGUCGCAAACAUGUUCAACAAUUAUCCUGGCCUCGAUAAGCCUGAGAACAACAUCGAAGGGUUGGAGUCUUUGGAAGAGACACGAGAAGAGAAAACAUACAGGAAUUGGAUGAAUUCUAUGGGUGUGGUACCUCACGUCAAUUGGCUUUAUUCUGAUCUUGCCGAUGGAUUAGUAAUCUUCCAAUUAUAUGACAUCAUCAAGCCUGGUACAGUCAAUUGGCACAAAGUUCAUAAAAAGUUUACCAAGUUAAGAAAAUUCAUGGAGAAGUUAGAAAACUGCAAUUACGUGGUUGAACUUGGAAAACAGAUGAACUUCUCAUUGGUCGGUAUAGCAGGGCAGGACAUUAACGAUGGGAACGCGACCUUGACACUGGCUCUUAUCUGGCAACUGAUGAGGUCUUACACUCUGUCAAUUUUGACGUCGUUGACUGGUACGCAGGGGAGUACCUUGGUCGAAAAAGAAAUCGUACAAUGGGUCAAUUCUAAAUUGCAAGCAGCAGGGAAGAACAGUAGUAUCAAAAGUUUUCAGGAUUAUGCGAUAUCGGAUGGUAAGGUAGUGAUCAAUUUGAUCGAUGCAAUCAAACCAGGAUCUGUUAAUUAUGAUCUUGUUAAAGAGGGUGGUACAGAGGAAGAAAACCUCGACAACGCCAAAUAUGCGAUAUCCUUGGCACGAAAAUGUGGUGCUCGUGUCUAUGCGUUACCAGAAGACAUAACCGAGGUAAAACCGAAAAUGGUGAUGACCGUAUUUGCCUGUUUGAUGGCGAUGGACUACAUCCCUAAUAUGGAUUCAGUAAAGCAGCAAAAUAACGUGAAUAACAGUCAAUAAUGUCGAGCCAUAUCCUUACUGUCAUGCCGUUACUUUCCUACAGAAGAACUUUUGAUGGGGCAUUACAUUUCCUCGUGCUCUAGGUCUCUUCCAACAGCGUAAUAAUAAUAAUAAUAAUAAUAUUAAUAUUAUUAAUAAUAAUAAUAAUUAUUAUUAUUAUUAUAUAAUAAUAAUAAUUGUAUAUACGUAGGUUAGGAUAGCUUCUUUUUCACGAUUCAUUAGGAUCAAACUUGAGAGUAGAAAAUGAAGGGACAGAGAGAGAAAAUAGAUGUUCGUACUGUUGCGUGUGUGUGUGUAUGUGCAUAUGCAUGCAUGCUUGUCCCUUUUUAUAUAAAGCCAAGAGAAUCAAAAAAUGAAAACAAGAAGAACUACUGUAUUAUUAUACUUGUUAGAUUUGUCAAAGGAUAGAAAUGAUUCUCUUCGUCAACGACUCUCUUAGUUAUUCAUUGGAUUUUGUCGGUAUAUCUUUUGAUCGGUAAAUCAUGUCCUUCAUCUUUGCGUCGCUCCAAAUCUAAAUCAUUUAAAUAAGAGAGGAAUGUAAACUGUGAUCAAAGUGCUAUGUGCUUAAGUUAUGUCCAACUUAAAAUGAUAGGAACUUAAUUCAUUGUUUCGUCCAUCGAAGUAUAAAGGAACGAAAGUGAUUACAAUAAUUGAAAAAUAUUUCCAAAAAAAAAAAAGAAUUAAUCUCAUUGCUUAACAUUAAAUUAUAAUUUACUAUCAUUUGGAGUGCUUUGAUGAUGGAUAGCCUGCUAGAUAUAUACGUGUGUGUACAUAUGUAUAUAUAUAUAUAUGCAUGCAUAGAUAUAUAUAUAUAUACACACACAUUAUAUAUACACAGGUACGCGUUUAUAAAUAUAAAAGUACUGUCCUUAGCUUACAGCUACAUUGUUUUACAAUUUCGCAAUCAUGUUAACGUCAAUCGAAAGGUUUAUAGAAAAUAACCAUUCUAGUAUAAGAUAUACAAAUCGAUAAACAAUGUUUAUGCAAGAUUUUUUACACGUAUGCUCUUUUAAGAACGUAAGACAACAUUCCAAAUGUUUACUAGAAUUUUUUCAGAAGCAUUUUAUAAAGCCUUCCAAAGUACUGUUUUAUAGUAAACUUUUUGUAACUUUUUGCAACGAUGCUAUUACAAAACUAUAAAAAAGAAAACGGUACACAAAUUAUAAUCGUGUUUUUUUAUGUUUUUCUAAUACGAUAUAAUUGGAUAAGUUUAAUGACAGGAUUUAGUUUUUUUACGAUUUCUAUCAAGUAGACUCGUACGAUAUCAAAUGACAAAAAAGAAGGAGAAAAGAAAAAAAAAAUUAGAGCAUUACGAAUAAGGAUUUAAAGAGAUUAGAAAAUGUUUACCGAUAGAUUAGAGUCAACGAUGCCCACCAAAGCUACGAUCUUUUUUUUUUACGUGUAUCUGUAAACGUAUCUAAUUUCCUUGAGCUUAGUUAGAAAACUCUUAAAAAUAGGUCCCUUUGAAAAGAUUGGAUUCAUCGUAUUCCAAUACGAAAUAAAUUUUUAUACGAUUUAAGAGAAAAUCGAUAAACUGUUGCAACAAAUCGUGCCACUGAUCGUAUCAGACCAAAAGAAAAGUAAGGAAAGGACGCUCUUUUGAAAAUUUUUAUCAAAUUUCAAUUGUCGUCUUACAAAAGUGCAAUAAAUGUGUGCAUAUCCAUCUGUAGAUAACUUAAGAAGAAAAGAAGAAGAAGAAGAAGGAAAGAAAAACAAGGUUCUUUUUUUUUUAUUUUUAGAUGAAUACGUUUCAAAGGAUCGAUUCGAAUCAUAUCAAGAAUAAAAAUAAAAAAUAAAAUACGUGAAUCUUUUAACGUGGAUCUAUCGAAGACAAUUAUCCUAACGCUUUAUAAAAAAUAUCGUUAAACUAACGAAAGGAAAUCGAUAAUUUAGAUAUUCGUAUUACACGUUCGUAUUAGAUUUUGAAAGUAAACGCAAUUGAUAAUUAAUUCGCAGAAAAAAUUAAUGGGUUUUUGUAGAAUUUCGACUUGAAUAGUAACGAUUAGGACUUAUGGUCGAUAAUCUAGAGAAAUAAAAAUUUAUGAUAAUCAUUCGAAUAGACCGGUUUUCAUGAUCAUGCAAAAAGGAUCAUUAAUUGCGCAUACGAAAUAUAAGAGGUGUACGACGUAAAUUCAUAAAAUUAUUAACUUGUAUAUUCGUCAUGGAAAUAAACAAAAAAAUGUCCUUAA
Molecule: messenger RNA, 4441 nt
Organism: Vespula vulgaris
Lineage: Eukaryota; Metazoa; Arthropoda; Insecta; Hymenoptera; Vespidae
Gene: Fim
Product: plastin-2
Exons: 4
Coding region: 357-2252 (631 amino acids)
Biological process (GO): actin filament network formation; actin filament bundle assembly
Cellular component (GO): actin filament; cytoplasm; actin filament bundle
Molecular function (GO): actin filament binding; calcium ion binding
Source: RefSeq, a predicted model, not a curated record